ACGAAGGGGGCGCGAACCGUUAAACUACAAACGUCUAAACAUUUGUUUGUGCUAGUGAAAUGAGGCAUAAAAGCGUUUCUUUUUGAAAAGCAAAGUCGAGAAACGAAUUUUAUGUGGUCUAUAUCCCCAAGAUGAAAAUAUGCCGAAAACGGGAAGAAAUCGCGUCUAUCCUGACUUGGAUGGAUUUUAUGCUUUGCAGAAGUACAAAUUUAUAAGAGGUCUGAUUAAGGCUGAGCAUUCACAGCGUCGUCACCAGUUUAAUAAACAGGCUGCUGAGUGGACUUCUAAAGCUAUUGUAUCAUUGUCUCUGGCUGAAGGACCUAUAAAGUCACCCAAACAGGCUUCUCAACUCGAAGGGAUUGGGAAAAUAAUUAAAACUAGGUUGGACGAGAUCAUAAAAGAUGAUAAGUACAGUGUUGAGCCACCAAAUCCAGGUUGUCAUGCCAGCACAGGAUCAGGGCUGCUUGUGGCAUUACUGAAUGAAAGUGAAGCAAUAGGCUUGUCCGACGGUGGUAGGCCUCUUGUUCCUGAAGAUGAUUUAAAAGAGGCAUGUGCAUGUAUCUGUGAUGAGAAAUUCAACAUCGUUUCUACCUUAGAUGGAGCUGCAGCUAUGUGCCCUGCCUGGUGGAGAAUCAAUGUCUUGAUUAGUAGGGGAUACAUCAAAAAAAGAAGCAGAGGCAAGAAGACAGUUUAUGAGUUGUUGCCACCUGGGGAAGAUGUUGCUCAUCGUCUGAGAGGAACACAUAUACUUCCUGCCCCACAAAGACUAACUGUCUCAAAGAACACUGCCAAGAAUAUAUCGGCACAGUCAAGUAGCAAGCAAUUUGACUCUCUCUACUGCACAGAUACAGGAGAUGACGGGGUCACUCUACUGGUUGAUAUCCAUGAGCUUGGAGGUGAUAAUGUGCGAUUAGGAGAGUUAAGUAGACGACUAAAUGAUUGGGGCGUACAGCACAAGUCCCGUUCCCUCCUCUGUGGGGAUUACCAGUGGCUUUGGAGAGCUAAUGGCUGUGAGUAUACACUUCCAGUUUUGCUUGAGCGUAAGAGGGCAGAUGACUUGGCUGACAGCAUCAAGGAUGGUCGAUACACCAAGCAGAAAGAUAGGAUGCUAGCUUGGAGGGACAAGUUUGGGAUCCUGUCAGAUGAUGUAAGCCUGCAGUACUUGGUAGAGUCUACACCAGCGGCUUACCGUGUGGGCUGUAUGGAUGGCUGUAAUGGCGUUGGAAAGUGUGGGAACCCGAGCGUUGAGCAAGUUGAGGCUGCUGUAGAAGAUCUUCGUGCCAGUAGAGAUUUUACCCUUGUUGAGACACGCAGCAUAGAAGGGUCCGUUGAAUACUUAGCCAGCGUCACCACGGACCUGAAACGAAGGGUGUCUCGAGGUGAUUUUGAAGCUUUGCGCCUGCUCAACAAGGGUACAGCGGCCUCUACUGCUGGUGGCGUGCGCGAAAGGUCAUCCAUUAAACGAAUGGAUCCCUCUGCAACAAUUUCUAAGUCAUGCUCACAAUUUGAUCAAUAUGAUGAGCUGAACAGCCCAUCUUGCAUGAGAACCACUCAUUCGGGGACCAAGGUAGAAAAAGGUGAAACAGGAGGGGAGAAAGAUAUUGCUUUGGUGCGUGCAAUUCAGGCCAGUCUUCAAGACACGUACCCAAAGUUCGGUUAUGAUGAUGGCUUUGACCACUCGCCGCGUAAGAGAAGCCUUAAUAAAGGAAAUCAUACUGAAGUGAGUAGGCAACUAAAAGAAACAGAAGAUAGUGAUCUUACGCGCGCAAUUCAGACUAGUCUAGAGGACACCAAAAAAGCCACUAACACUUGUCCAAAAUUUAAUGAAGAAGAUAUUUUGGAACACUCUCCACGAUUUUAUUUGAGGACUAAAGAAAAUCGUACAGAUCUAAUAGAAAAGGAAGACAGUGCUUUUGUCAGUGCAAUUCAGGCUUGUUUAAUGGACUCAAUCAAAACGUCUAACAUAUGUUCAAAAUUGGAUGAUGAAUGCAUGUCAAAAUACUCACCGCGAAUCAGAAGCGUUAAGGCAAAGACAGAUCUAAAAGAUGUGAAAGGGGAGGCAGAGAUAACGGAAGAAAGAGAACUAGCGCGUGCCAUAAAGGCUAGUCUAAACGACACCACCAAACCUUUUAGCACUUGUUCUAAGGUUGAUGACGACGAUUUAAUUGAAUACUCAGCGCACAAGAGAAACCUCCAUUCAGAGGUAGAUCUGAGCGAUUUGAAUGGGGUAAAAGUGACGGACGGAGAACUAGCGCGAGCAAUCCAGGCUAGCCUAAAUGAUACCCCCAAGACUAACAUUUGGCCAACAUCUGUUGGCCGCGAUAACUUGGUUUACUCUCCGCGCGGAGAAGGCGUGAAAAGGGAAAACGGAACGGUGGAUACUAAUGAUGCACAAUGUCACAAUAAUGCUUCGUGUGCAAGCCAGGUGUCUGCUGACCAGAAAAGACGGAAACGAUACAGGGCGAUACAGAUCGACGACUUAUUCGAUGACUGUGUGAAAAAACGGCCGAAGUCUGAGGUUGAAGCAGCUCCUCGAUUAAAUAUCGCUAUCACUUUAAACGAGAUGGGAUCUCAUCAAGAAAAAAAACAGAUUGAAAUCCUUGACUCACAAGAAGAAGGCGCUUUUAACCCAUUCGUGGAUGGAGCUGUCUAUGUCUUUGACGCGAGGUCAGAUAAAUACCAUGGAAGAGGGACUAGCGACUGGAGCAACACGUGCACUGGUAAGGCAUCGUCAGGCAAUCAAGGGCUGUUGACAGAAGAGAGUGUGCGGAAUCUUCCCGAGAACAGCCUCACAAAGCAAGAAUCAAACUUAUCUUCUAGUGUUUGUGUGACGGGGGAAGACUCUAGUGAUAUUUACGUUGAGCCUCAGGCUUUCUAUGACAAGGAGAAGAUCGGUUUGGUAAUCGGCGUAAUGCAUGACUGCAGCCAGGCAGCAGUUCAGAACGCGCUGUUUCAAACGAAAGGAAGUGUUGAAGAAGCAAUCGUGGUGUUGCUUGAUAACAAAAGUGACUCCACUCCAUGUGAUGUCAUCGAUCUCACGUAAGGCUGUGACAAAAUUAUUAAAAUAAUGCCGUCUCUUGGUGCCAUUGCCUUGACAGAGAAAAAAAGAACUUCAAUGAAGUCAUUUGCGCGGCAUGCUCUGUUAUCAUUUCACGUGGAGUGCACGUCCUUAAUUGAUAGCGUCACUUGGAUGGCAUGAUGACGUCAGCUGGAUGAAGGCCUGUGUUGAUGUCACUUGGUACACAAGCCUUAUGACGUCACUUGGACGAAAUGCCCUGUCAUGAGUAACUAUAAAUCAACACAAUUAUAUAUUUAGAAUUUAAAAAAAAAUUAGCAACUUUCUCAUCAAAGGUCUACGGUCCGACUAUCUCAUCGGAAUAAAAGUUAAUACUGUUCAUGUUUCAGAUGUGAAGAUAUUUUGUUAACACAAUUUUAUAUUUAAAGAAAGUUAGUAUUUUAAAUAAAAAAAUUUGUAAUUUUACUUAAAAUGGUCACUAUAUUUGACGCAAAAAUAAAAACAUAUAACGUAGAAAA
This is a messenger RNA of Nematostella vectensis (starlet sea anemone), 3534 nucleotides long. RefSeq lists its product as uncharacterized. Gene Ontology annotation, biological process: resolution of meiotic recombination intermediates; double-strand break repair via break-induced replication; mitotic intra-S DNA damage checkpoint signaling. Gene Ontology annotation, molecular function: 3'-flap endonuclease activity; crossover junction DNA endonuclease activity; DNA binding. Lineage: Eukaryota; Metazoa; Cnidaria; Anthozoa; Actiniaria; Edwardsiidae. Gene Ontology annotation, cellular component: Holliday junction resolvase complex; nucleus. The record is from RefSeq and is a predicted model, not a curated record. The transcript is spliced from 13 exons. Bases 140 to 3043 code for a protein of 967 amino acids.